This is a messenger RNA of Jatropha curcas, 2192 nucleotides long. It is a transcript of the gene EIR1, whose product is annotated as Auxin efflux carrier family protein. NCBI's taxonomy places the organism in Eukaryota, Viridiplantae, Streptophyta, Magnoliopsida, Malpighiales, Euphorbiaceae. Gene Ontology annotation, cellular component: plasma membrane; endoplasmic reticulum. The record is from RefSeq and is a predicted model, not a curated record. Gene Ontology annotation, biological process: auxin export across the plasma membrane; auxin polar transport. Gene Ontology annotation, molecular function: auxin efflux transmembrane transporter activity.
GAAACAAAUUAUCAAGUGCUUAAUUUCCCUGUCCAGAAACAAGUGCAAACCUUUCUUUUUCUCUCUCAUCUUUCGCACAGUUCUUCCCCUUCUUCGUUGAUAGGCAGUAACUAGCCAUGAUCAACGGAAAAGAUGUUUACGAUGUUAUUGCUGCUAUUGUGCCUCUAUAUGUUGCUAUGAUACUAGCCUAUGGAUCAGUUCGGUGGUGGAAAAUCUUCACGCCGGACCAAUGCUCCGGUAUUAACCGUUUCGUGGCAGUGUUCGCAGUUCCACUACUCUCUUUCCAUUUCAUCUCAUCAAACGACCCAUAUGCCAUGAACUAUCGGUUCAUUGCAGCCGAUUCUCUCCAAAAAGUAGUGAUCCUUGCUGCUCUUUUUCUCUGGCAAGCUUUUAGCAAAAAUGGAAGUCUUGAAUGGAUGAUCACUCUCUUCUCUCUUUCUACCCUCCCAAACACUCUGGUCAUGGGUAUUCCUCUCUUGAAAGCCAUGUAUGGAGAUUUCUCUGGAAGUCUUAUGGUUCAAAUUGUAGUGUUGCAAAGUGUAAUUUGGUAUACUCUUAUGCUCUUCAUGUUUGAAUACAGAGGAGCCAAGUUACUAAUUUCUGACCAAUUCCCUGAGACAGCUGGAUCUAUUACCUCCUUCAAAGUUGAUUCUGAUGUUGUUUCACUUAAUGGUAGAGAACCAUUACAAGCCGAUGCUGAGAUCGGGGAUGAUGGUAAACUUCAUGUCGUUGUUAGAAGAUCUUCUGCAUCUUCAAUGGUUUCCUCCUUUAACAAGUCGCAUGGACUAUCAACCAUGACACCAAGAGCUUCCAACCUAACCGGUGUUGAGAUCUAUUCAGUACAAUCUUCUCGAGAGCCAACGCCAAGAGCUUCAAGUUUUAACCAGACAGAUUUUUAUGCUAUGUUGUCAAGCAAGGUUGCAAGUCCAAAACAUGGAUACACAAAUAGUUUUCAAGGAGAUAUUUUUUCUUUGCAAUCUUCAAAAGGAGCCACUCCUAGAACUUCAAAUUUCGAUGAGGAAAUGCUCAAGGUUAAUAAUGGCAAGAAAACUAGAGGAGCGAGAAGCAUGAGUGGUGAGUUAUUUAAUGGCUAUUCUGCAUACCCACUUCCCAAUCCCAUGUUUUCAGGUUCUACUGGUAGUACUGGACCAAGGAAGAAGGAAACUAAUGGUGGUUCAGUAGUGACGCCUAACAACAGCAACAACAAGGAGCUCCAUAUGUUCGUGUGGAGCUCAAGUGCCUCACCAGUUUCUGAAGGGAAUCUCAGACAUGCAGUUAAUGGGUCUGCCUCUACAGACUUUGGUCUUCAACAAGAAACUCCUAGCCUUGCUGCUUCAAGAGCCAUGCAGGAAUUAAUUGAAAACAUGGGAUCAACAACCUCAAAAAUGAAUUCGGAAAGGGAUGAUCAGGUAGACAGAGAGAAUAUUAAUGGAGUAAAGAAAAUGGAAAUGGGUGGAUCAAAAAGACAGCAAAUGCCUCCGGCAAGUGUGAUGACGAGACUCAUACUCAUCAUGGUUUGGAGGAAGCUCAUAAGAAACCCAAACACAUAUUCUAGCCUUUUGGGUGUAAUUUGGUCUCUCAUAUCAUACAGGUGGAACAUUCAAAUGCCUUCAAUCGUAAAAGGAUCUAUAUCAAUAUUAUCAGAUACAGGUCUAGGGAUGGCCAUGUUCAGUUUAGGUUUGUUCAUGGCUUUGCAACCAAAAAUUGUGGCAUGUGGAAAAUCUGUGGCUACAUUUGCUAUGGCUGUAAGGUUUUUGACCGGUCCAGCUGUGAUUGCUGCAACCUCCAUUGCUAUUGGUGUUCGUGGCACUCUUCUACAUGUGGCCAUUGUCCAGGCUGCUCUUCCCCAAGGAAUCGUUCCAUUUGUAUUUGCCAAAGAAUACAAUGUCCACGCUGACAUACUUAGCACUGCGGUUAUCUUCGGAAUGUUGAUUGCGUUGCCGAUUACAAUAUUAUAUUACGUGCUUCUGGGGCUUUAACUUGCAAGAAAACAAGGCAUGCAGAGAGACAAAAUUAAUGUGCCUCAACCAUUUUUGGCCACCAUUGGAAAUAUCAAUGCAUCAUCAUCUAAUUUAAUUUUCAUUUUUCAAUGUUAUUUUUUAUUUACUAUAUAUAAGUACAUGGUAAGUUAGUGGAAAGUAGUACAUUUAUUAUGAGAUAAAAGGGUAUUUUAAUAUAGUUCAGUAUUUUUU